Messenger RNA from Coccomyxa subellipsoidea C-169, 873 nucleotides. Its product is annotated as glycoside hydrolase. Gene Ontology annotation, molecular function: alpha-L-arabinofuranosidase activity. The transcript is spliced from 7 exons. The annotation marks the transcript as partial. NCBI's taxonomy places the organism in Eukaryota, Viridiplantae, Chlorophyta, Trebouxiophyceae, Coccomyxaceae. The record is from RefSeq and is a predicted model, not a curated record. Gene Ontology annotation, biological process: L-arabinose metabolic process.
GGCAGCACCCGCAACCGGCCCGGCCACCUCAACGCAAUUUGGGGCUACUGGAGCACUGACGGUCUGGGCUUGUAUGAGUACAUGCUGCUGGCCGAGGAGUUGGGGGCAGAGCCUGUUUGGGUAGUGAAUAAUGGGAUUAGUCACCGGGAGGGCAUCCCCACAGCUCAGAUCGGCCCCUGGAUCGAGGAUGCGCUGGAUGCGAUCAACUUCAUCACCGGCCCGGCGGACAGCAGGUGGGGCGCAGUGAGGGCCCGCAUGGGACGAGAGCAUCCCUGGAACCUCACCUACCUUGCUAUUGGGAACGAGGCAAGGCUUACUCUACUCUGCCUAACACAAGCACAUGCAACAUCCCCCUCAACACUUUCUCUAGCCUCUUGUGCUGACCAGGACUGUGGACACCCAUCGUACAUAGGCAACUACAUCUCCUUCUACUUUGCCAUCAAGGCCCGCCACCCCCACAUGCAGCUCAUCGCCAACUGCCCCUUGGGCAAUGCUGCGCCCACAGACCUCUUUGACUGGCACAUCUACACCAGCACAGGGGACAUGUUUGAAAAGCGGCAUGCGUUCGAUGGCAUGGUGGCAGGGAGGGACCCCUAUGUCUUUGCCAGCGAGUACGCGGUCCUCCAAGACGGCGGCUGGGGCAACCUACAGGCGGCUGUGGCGGAAGCGGCGUUCAUGACGGGCCUGGAGGCGAACUCCGAGGUGGUGCGCAUGGCGUCGUACGCGCCGCUCUUCGUCAACACCAAUGCGCGCUUGUGGAGCCCCGACCUCAUCAGCCCUGAUAUGUGUAGGUGGUAUGGAACGCCGUCGUACAUUGUGCAGCAGCUGUUUUCGCAGCACCUGGGCGUAAUCUACAUGGCCACGACUGUGCAG